Molecule: messenger RNA, 294 nt
Organism: Neurospora tetrasperma FGSC 2508
Lineage: Eukaryota; Fungi; Ascomycota; Sordariomycetes; Sordariales; Sordariaceae
Exons: 1
Coding region: 1-294 (97 amino acids)
Source: RefSeq, a predicted model, not a curated record
AUGUCCACCAUCCAAGGACACAACCACCACAACAACAACCGCACCCCGCAUCAACAGCCUACCCAACAGCCGUCCGGUCCACCAGGGCCUCAUCCCAACCCGUGGAUUUCGCAGACAACCCCUGAGAAAUCUACUCAGCAUUCUUCCUCUGCCCAGCCGCAAGCUCAAGGCCCGAAACUUCUGGCCCCUUUCAUCAGGGGGUCAGCAAGUGGGCAGCCUCUGCGAGCUGGGCUUGGGACCGCGACGGCUGUGGCUCCGGUCCACCAGGCACCCAUGCCAGUUUCGGUGUCUUAA